Closterium sp. NIES-67 is the source of this 1676-nucleotide messenger RNA. The record is from the annotation of a GenBank genome assembly. NCBI's taxonomy places the organism in Eukaryota, Viridiplantae, Streptophyta, Zygnematophyceae, Desmidiales, Closteriaceae.
CUGCACCGCCCGCAUUUGACGGCCGUCAGCUCGGAGAUUAAAGCCAAAUACUUCGAUAAGUGCGAUUAGUCUGUUCUGAGUAUCCCGCGCCAGUUUCGGCCGAGUCCAGGUAGAAUCCAGGCGUAAGUUAGUAUAGCUGUAAAUUCGAGUCAGUAACCGAGCCCGCUAGCUUGCCCAUUCGCUACCGUUUCACCGAGAACUGGGAAACGACAGAGAUUAGGGACCGAGGCUGGAGAACUUGUGACCAUUCAUUUGACUUCCCGUCAGAAAACGUUUACCCGCCGAUUGGUCCAUUAGGCCCUGCGAGGUUUGGCGGAGCGCCAUAGGAAUCAAAUCACCUGCGAGGAAAAGGUGAAGGACUGCUGCUCGAAGCAAUGAAGGUGGUAGGCCAAUUUUGAAGGAUUCGAAUCCGGUUUGGAGGGGUUGAGUCCGAUAAGGAGGUUGUUAGUCAGGUAGCAGGUGGCUGGAGGUCUGUACAGGGGAAGAGUACCACGAUGCGGUAGACAUUUCGUAUGCCCGUUAUAACGAAGGCGGUUUAUUAGACUGUAACGAGACUCGCUAUAAGACGCCACGAUGUUCGUUCUAACGGAGAUGGAGGAUGACAUCCGCGUGGCGCCUCACGACCUGCAUCGCCCGCAUUUGACGGCCGUCAGCUCGGAGAUUAAAGCCAAAUACUUCGAUAAGGUGCUGCGCAAUGUGGGUCUCUGCGUCUCUCUGCACGACUUACAAGCCGUGGAAGGGGGGUUCAUCUUCCCGUCCGACCCUGGCCCUCAUUUCACCGUUCGCUUCCGCCUCGUGGUCUUCUCCCCUUUUGUCGGGGAAGUGCUUGUGGGAAGGCUUGUGAAGUGCGACGCUACUGGCCUCUCUGUAUCACUGGACUUUUUCUCUGAUAUACACAUUCCUCAUUACAACCUACAAGAACCUUCAGUCUUUGACGAGGAGGAGAAGCUAUGGGUGUGGAAAUUCAAUGACAACGACAUGUUUCUAGAUAUGGACGAAAUGAUCCGGUUCAAGGUGGUGAGUGUGAAGUAUCCCCCGCUGCCAGUGGAGCAGGAGAAGGGAGCCACUGCCUUUGCGACUAUGGAGAUUGUUGGUGACAUAAAUGGCGAUGGGCUAGGCUUGCUGUCUUGGUGGUCGUAGCUACUGGUAUUACAGCAGGCUUUCGGGCAAGGCACGGGUCGUAAUAAGCUUUUGAGAAGUCUCAAAAACCUAUGUAUCACAGCCUAGCUACUGGUAUUAUAGCGGCCUUUCGGAUAAGGCAUGGGUCGUGGCUUGGCAUGGGUGGAGCACGACAAAUAUUUCGCCAUGGCGAUUGGUAGCUGCUGUUUUGGGGGGGGUUUUCCUGCACUCAUGCUGUAGCUUCAUGGUUAGGGUAGUAGGGUAGUGAACGCAUUAGCUGGAAAUUUUAUUUGCCAUAUGUUAGGGCGUUUUCCUACAGCUCUUAGAGUAUCAGCUAAGCUGCGUCUAAAUAAGGUGCAUUGGUGUCCAGCACAAACUUGGUGCAAGCUGGUUCAAUUCGAUUUAGUGCGGUGCGGUACGUCCCAGUAGAGGUUGGACUGAUAUGGGCCACAGCCUGUAGGCACAUGCUCUCCAAAGUCUCCCGACCCGAGUAUUGAUUAUGGUUGUGUUUCGAUGGUUGGCUGGCCACAACCACCACGGGCGGUUGGUUUGUUACU